This is a messenger RNA of Dichomitus squalens LYAD-421 SS1, 2072 nucleotides long. RefSeq names its product FMN-linked oxidoreductase. Gene Ontology annotation, molecular function: NADP binding; FMN binding; NADPH dehydrogenase activity. The record is from RefSeq and is a predicted model, not a curated record. Gene Ontology annotation, cellular component: intracellular anatomical structure. Lineage: Eukaryota; Fungi; Basidiomycota; Agaricomycetes; Polyporales; Polyporaceae. The transcript is spliced from 5 exons. Bases 192 to 1430 code for a protein of 412 amino acids.
UUCGCGUCUCUCAUCGAGACGCAUUUCAGCACGCUGAUUCAUCCUCAUCGGCCCAGGUAGUCCGGCUGAAUGAAGCUGAGAUACCCAUGGAUAUUAACCAUAUAUAUGCGGCCAUCGCGGUCACUCUCUCAUGCUAAGUCCAUCUCUCCUUUAUUUUCAUCGCUUGUAGCUGUUCCCCAUCGCAUCCUACCAUGGUCGACCCUGCUGUCCUCCACAAUGCUCCAGCUCCCGGCGUACCAUAUUUCGUGCCCUUAGUACACCCGCCAGCUGGUACCGCUGCUGACCCACAGCCGGAUGGAAAAGAAAUACCAAGUCUAUUCAGGCCUCUUACGAUUCGUGGCGUAACGUUCCCGAACCGCAUUUGGCUUUCUCCCUUAUGCCAGUACUCGUCUGAGAAUGGUCUUAUCGGUCCGUGGCAGUUCGCCCAUCUUGGCGGAAUCUUCACUCGCGGACCCGGCCUCACCGUAGUCGAAGCGACCGCCGUUGCCCCCGAGGGCCGUAUCUCCCCUGAAGAUGCUGGGAUUUGGACGGAUGAACAGGCGGUGGCUUGGGCAAAGAUUGUCGAGUUCGCGCACUCCCAGAACCAGAAGAUCGCGAUUCAGCUCGCCCACGCCGGUCGCAAAGCUUCGACGCUCGCGCCGUUCAUCCAUAUGGGCGCGCCUGCAUUAGAGCAUCAAGGCGGCUGGCCCGAUGAGGUAGUCGGUCCGAGCGCGGUCCCGUACGAGGAUGGUUGGAUCGUACCGAAGGAACUGACGAAAGAGGGGAUCAAGAAGAUCGUCAAAGCUUUCGUCAACGCUGCGAAGCGGGCGGUGAAGGCUGGAUUCGACGUAAUCGAAAUUCACGGCGCACACGGGUACCUCAUCAGCGAGUUCUUGAGCCCCUAUUCGAACAAACGCACAGACGAGUAUGGUGGCAGUUUCGAGAACCGCAUCCGGCUUGCAGUUGAGGUUGUCGACGCUGUCCGUGGCGUCAUUCCGCCGACUACGCCUCUCCUCUUCCGCGUAUCCGGAACUGACUGGCUCGAGAAUGUGCUCUCGGCAGAGGAGUCAUGGAGCACGGAAGACACUGUCAAGCUCGCAGCCGUCCUCGCCGAGCAUGGCGUAGACCUCCUCGACGUCUCAUCCGGCGGGAACAGCCCUCUGCAGCAGAUCAAGGGUGUCCCCGGGUACCAAGUCCCGCUCGCUGAGGCAGUCAAGAAGGCACACGGUGACAAGAUUCUCGUGUCAACAGUCGGCGCUAUCUACGAGGGUAAGUUCGCCCAGAGUAUCCUCGACGAGGGGAGGUCCGACGUUAUCUUCGUGGGGCGCAUGUUCCAAAAGAACCCUGGACUGGUCUGGUCGUUUGCGGAUGAUCUCGGGGUUGAUAUCCGGCAGCCAGGUCAGAUCGAGUUGGGGUUCAAAGGGCGUCCCAAGCCCGCGGACAAGCAGUAGCGCACAGUAUGAUGAUGUUGUACAUUAUAGUCUAGACAUAAGUUUCAAGCCUCGUUUCGACCAAGGACGAUGAUAAUGCGACUAAGGCGUCGGUCGUGACUUGGUCUCUCCGCGCCAGCAUCAAUCUUCAAUAGCGCCAUUCGGGAGCCACCAUGCGCUCGCUCACACGAUUGCCGCGUCUACAUGUGCCGAAGCCCUAAAGCAGAGGAACGCUUCGAUCUCACCCGAACAACAUGAUGUGCAAAACGAAAAGGCCAGAUGCUGAUGGGAAUGAUACGCAAGCACAGAGGCCGGAUCCCUCUGCAGUUCUGCAGGAGCUGGUGCGCCAAAAGACAAUCAGUACUUAUGACGAGCUCGUCGUCUUCCGUAUUUGCCAGCUGAUCAAUCAUUCUUGCGGAGUGAACAAAACAGUCGAGCAUCGGCGAGCUGCGCCUUUGCAUGCAAACCUUCACGAAGCCAAAGGGCGAAAUAACCUGAAUUCCCUGAUACCCAGAGAAAGAGCUCUCACAAAGACAUGCCUCAAGCCGAGUUGUGGAUGGAGAGGAGCGAUAGACACGCCGGAACGUCUGGAACGUCUCAGUGAGAGAUAGAACGCCGUUACGGGCAAAGACGUUGAAAUGCAGCCGUGCGGAGGACAGUCGC